Coccidioides posadasii C735 delta SOWgp is the source of this 633-nucleotide messenger RNA. RefSeq lists its product as uncharacterized. Gene Ontology annotation, biological process: RNA splicing. Gene Ontology annotation, cellular component: exon-exon junction complex; nucleus; cytoplasm. Gene Ontology annotation, molecular function: mRNA binding. The record is from RefSeq and is a predicted model, not a curated record. NCBI's taxonomy places the organism in Eukaryota, Fungi, Ascomycota, Eurotiomycetes, Onygenales, Onygenaceae.
AUGCUGACUCAUCAUGACCUCGCUCGCUAUGAUGAUGUUUCCAGCACCGGAUUUCUUGCUAAGGCGGCUUCAUCUGCCGCAGCGCGACUUGACUUCUUGAGACUUACUACGUUCCUAGAGAUACUCUUUGCAUCGAAGUUUGCCUGCCUACUAUCCAUAAAGAUGGCUUCUGAGAUGGAUAUCGACCAGCCCGCCUCGGACGACCGCGGACCGUCCUUCACAGGCAAGGAGACACGUACCCGCGCCGGUGCAGUCGCCGUUAGAAGCAUAGAGGGAUGGAUCGUUCUAGCGACCAAUAUUCACGAGGAAGCUACAGAGGAAGACGUUACCGACUUAUUCGCCGAUUAUGGAGAGAUCAAGAAUUUCAACUUGAAUCUGGAUCGUAGGACGGGUUAUGUGAAGGGCUACGCGCUGAUCGAAUACACGACUCUCCCCGAAGCGGAGGCCGCUAUCAAAGCUCUCAACGGCACAAAGCUGCUCGACCAGACCAUCGAAGUUGAUUUUGCCUUUGUGCGAGCGCCGGCGUCUAAUAAGGGCAAAUGGGCCGGUGGCAACGGAAAUCGCGGCCGGGGCACCCGGGGAAGAAGUCGAAGCCGAGAGCGAAGUCGCAGCCCCGAGGCAGACAAGGCUUAA